Brienomyrus brachyistius is the source of this 3031-nucleotide messenger RNA. Its product is annotated as ethanolamine kinase 1-like. Gene Ontology annotation, biological process: phosphatidylethanolamine biosynthetic process. Gene Ontology annotation, cellular component: cytoplasm. The coding region runs from base 103 to 1170 and encodes 355 amino acids. NCBI's taxonomy places the organism in Eukaryota, Metazoa, Chordata, Actinopteri, Osteoglossiformes, Mormyridae. The transcript is spliced from 8 exons. The record is from RefSeq and is a predicted model, not a curated record. Gene Ontology annotation, molecular function: ethanolamine kinase activity.
CCGUGGGCAAACUCAGUUACUGGAUAAAAAGUAAAGAUGAGCCCUGGGUAUGAUCAGUAGCACUGUGACUACCUGGGACUGAGUGCAGGCUGGACACCGGCAAUGGAAGGUGGAGCAGAAACCCCACGGAAGCCCCUUCCUCACCUUUGCAUAGCUGUGGAUGAGAAUGACCCCAGGAGCGAUGUCCUGGUGCUGCUGAAGGAGCUGCGGCCUGAAUGGAAGCCAGAAGAGAUUAAACUGAAGUACUUCACCGAAGGCAUCACCAACCAGCUGAUAGGCUGCUACGUAGACUCUUUGCUGGGAGACGUGGUGCUGGUCCGUAUCUACGGUAACAAGACCGAGCUCUUUGUGGACCGCCAGAGGGAGAUGGAGAAUUUCCGGGUCCUUCAUCAACAUGACUGCGCCCCGGAGCUCUACUGCAGCUUCCAGAACGGCAUCUGCUAUGAGUUUGUGCAGGGAGAGGUGAUGGACGAUAAUCUGCUGAGACAGCCCGUCAUAUACAGGCUGAUCGCGAAGGAGAUGGCGAGGAUCCAUUCGAUCAAACCCAGAAAGGACUGCUCCUCCAGACCCAUCCUGUGGAAGAAGCUCUCAGAGCUCCUGUGCCUGGUUAAGGCCGCUCACAGUGGGUCCCCCGGGUGGCCUGGCUCAGAGGUGCCCCGCUUUGAGGUGCUGGUGAGCGAGAUCGAGGCUCUGAAGCAGCACCUAUCCACUGUGGACUCAUGCACCGUCCUGUGCCACAAUGACCUCCUGAUCAAGAACAUCAUCUACAACAAGGCUGAAGGUUUUGUGCGAUUCAUUGACUUUGAGUAUACUGACUUCAACUAUCAGGCAUAUGACAUCGGCAACCACUUCAAUGAAUUUGCAGGUGUGAAUGAUGUUGAUUAUAGCCUUUACCCCAGCCAAGAGCUGCAGAGGGACUGGCUCACCACAUACCUAGAGAGCUACAAAGAGUACCAGGGCCAGAAGCCCACCGUCUCGGAACUGGAGGUGCAGAAGCUGUACGUUCAAGUCUGCAAAUUCUCUCUGGCUGCACACUUUUCCUGGGGCCUCUGGGCUCUUCUCCAGGCCAGAUACUCUGCCAUUGACUUUGAUUUCCUACGGUAUGCUGCGGCCAGAUUCGAUUACUACUUCCAAAAGAAGGGGGAGUACAUGGCCAUGAAACUGCCUUGAGAUGCAGAGGAAGAACAAAAAUACAAAAAUAUACUAAUGGAAAUAUCAAAGUGUUGGGUUUGAAUCUGUUAACAGCAUUUAUUUUGAAUCAUAUGCUUGAUAAUUCAUUUGUAACUCAGUUUUUUCCAUGUAACAGAACACAUAAAGAAUAUAUACAUACAUAUACAUACCGAUCACCCAUGACAUGAAAACCACUGAAGGGUGAAUGGCACCCUUAGCAAUGCUACGCACGUGAACAAUCAGUUGUUGUAGUUGAUGUGUUGGAAGCAGGAAAACUGGGCAAGUGUAAGGAUCUGAAUGACUUUGACAAGUCAAAUUGUGAUGGUUAAAAGACUGGGUCAGCAGUGGAUAGUACCUACUGAAAGUGGUCCAAGGAAGGAUAACCGAUGAACCAGCGAAGGGGUCAUGGGUGCGUAAGGUUUGCUGAUCCCCGUGGGGAGCAAAGCUAUACCAUCUGCUCCGAUCCCUCAGGAGAGCUACGGUAGCACAAAUUGCUGAAAAAGGUUAAUGCUGACUAUAAUAGAAAGGUGUCAGAACACACAGCACACUGCGGCCUGCUGCAUAUGGGGCUGAGUAGCCACAGAUCAGUUAGAUUGCCCAUGCUGACUCCUGUGCAUCACCAAAAGCACCUGCAAUGGCUAUGUGAGCAUCAGAACUGGACCAUAGAGCAAUGGAAGAAGGUGGCCUGGUCUGAUGAGUCAUUUUUUUCUGUUACAUCAUGUGUGUGGGGAAAAGGACACCAUGAUGCACUAUGGGAAGCAGGCAAGCCAGCAGAAGCAGGGUGAUGCUCUGGGCAAUGUACUGCUUGGAAACUUUGGGUUCUGGCGUUCAUGUGGAUGUUAGUUUGACGAGAACCACCUACCUAAACAUUGUUGCAGACCAAGUCUACCCCUAUAUGGUAGUGGCCUCUAUUCAGCAGGAUAAUGCACCCUGCCACACUGCAAAAAUUAUUAAUAAAUUGUUUGGUGUUGACAUGGCCUACAAAUUCCCCAAUUUCCCCAAGUGUCAAACUGAUCAAGCAUCUGUGGGAUGUACUGGACAAGUAAGUCAGGUCCAUGGAGGCCCAUUUUCUGUAACUGCUUAUACUAUUGAGGGUCAUGGGGCAUGCAGAUUGUGUUUCAGAGUACCUGGAGGAAACCCCAUGAUGGGAAGAACAUGCAAACUCCACACACAGGACCCUGCUGGACAGUCAAACCCCAGUCCGACAGGUGUGAGGCAGGAGUACUAACCACUGCACCACCAUGCCACCCAGCUCACAACUUACAGGAUUUGAAGGAUCUGCUGCUAAUGUCUUGGUGCCUGAUACCACAGGAAGAUUUCAGAGGUCUUGUGGAGUCCAUGCCUCGACACAUCAGAGCUGUUUUGACGAUGUGAGGGAGACCUACACAAUAUUAGGCCGGUGGUUUUAAUGUUAUGGCAGAUCAAUGUGUAUAUGUGUAUAUGUACACAAAGACUAAAAAUUAACAUCAAGAAAACAUUCUUCACUGUGGUUUAAAAACCUCAGGAAAACACAUAAUAAAUUUUAGCUCCAGUAUGAUUUUUUAACAUCUUGGCUGUUAUUCAGAUAUGUUUUUAGCCACAAUGAAAAUCAAGAUAAAGCUAAUUUGGCAAAGUGACAUUCCUAGCAGUCAAACAUAUUUUAAUUAUUUCCUUAUUGAACUGGGCAGCGUAAAAUCACAAUAAUAAAGCUAAAAUAGAAAAAACUUCAUCUAAAUGGAAAAAGGGAACCAUAAUUUGCAUUUUCAUGAAAACUGCCAUGCACUAUUCAUAGCAGUAGCUGUAGACAUUAUUUGUUCUUUAAGAGGGAAAAAUGUUCCUUGGCAACUUUAAUGCAGCAUAAAUAAACCUAUAUUAACAGAAA